This is a messenger RNA of Opisthocomus hoazin, 634 nucleotides long. The record is from RefSeq and is a predicted model, not a curated record. Lineage: Eukaryota; Metazoa; Chordata; Aves; Opisthocomiformes; Opisthocomidae.
AUGCCCGAUACCCAGGGACCCGUGAGGCUGAGAAGAUCACCAGGGGAAGUGUGUUUUCCAGGAGGUAAAAGUGAAGCAACUGAUAAAGAUGAAAUUGAUACUGCUCUCCGAGAAGCUAAAGAAGAAGUGGGACUGGAGCCAGAGAAGGUGGAAGUCGUCUGUAGGCUUGUGCCUGGAAUUGAUAAAAUGAAUCACUUGGUAACACCAGUUGUAGGAUUUAUAGAGGAUACAUUCCAGGCCACUCCUAAUCCAGAUGAAGUGAGUGAUGUCUUUGUUGUCCCAUUGGAGUACUUUAUCAAGCCCUUAAAUUACAAGACCUUGCCUUAUAAAACCUCAUCUGGUUACUCGAGUUGGAUGCACUGCUUUACGUAUGAUGACCACGAACAUAACAAGUCAUUCAAGAUAUGGGGACUUACUGCACAUUUUGCUGUAUUUCUUGCUCUUGUAAUUUUUGGAAAGAGACCUACCUUUGAAGCUGGUUAUGAUCUUGACAACUUAAUUUCAUCCUCUGAGAAGAACUUCAUGAAUUUAUAUGCAUCCUUACAUGAAAGAAAGAAAAGUAAUCUAUGACAAACUAGUCUGGCAAUUAAUUUAUACUGAAGGAGGAAAAAGGGUUUUGUUUAUUCCUUUUGUA